Molecule: messenger RNA, 1407 nt
Organism: Argentina anserina (silverweed cinquefoil)
Lineage: Eukaryota; Viridiplantae; Streptophyta; Magnoliopsida; Rosales; Rosaceae
Product: serine carboxypeptidase-like 7
Biological process (GO): proteolysis; secondary metabolic process
Molecular function (GO): serine-type carboxypeptidase activity; acyltransferase activity, transferring groups other than amino-acyl groups
Source: RefSeq, a predicted model, not a curated record
AUGCCAUCAUGUGCUGGCCCUAGUCCAAGUUUUAGUACUUGCUUCACAGCUGCUUGCACUCUCGAUCAGAGCUCCCAGCUGGUUAAGUUUCUUCCUGGACUCGAAGGACCUCUACCUUUUGUACUUGAAACUGGGUACAUUGGAGUCGGGGAAUCAGAGGAGGUUCAGUUAUUCUACUACUUCGUCAAAUCGAAAAACCCCCUAAUGCUUUGGCUUACUGGUGGUCCGGGUUGCUCUGUCGUCACUGCCCUUUUCUUUGAAGCAGGUCCUUUAAAGUUUAAUGUAGAGCAGUACAAUGGGAGUUUACCUACAUUAGUGCUAAAUCCACACUCUUGGACAACGGCAUCUAGCAUAAUAUUCAUAGAUACCCCCGUGGGCACAGGAUUUUCGUAUGCAAGAACAACUUCAUCUGCUUCUCAGCCAGGGGAUUUGGAACAAGUGCAACAUGCCCUUCAGUUUUUAAGGAAGUGGCUGGUUGACCACCCAAGUUUUAUGUCAAAUCCUGUCUACAUUGGAGGGGCUUCAUAUUCUGGAAUUCCUGUCCCUGUUCUUGCUGACCAAAUCGCAAAUGGCAAUGAAGCAGGUGUCAGGCCCAUAAUAAAUCUUCAGGGCUACAUACUAGGGAACCCAGUAACAGUGCGACAAGAUGAACUCAAUUCAGAAAUAUUAUUUGCUCAUGGAAUGGGACUUAUUUCUGAUUAACUGUACCAGUCCUUGACAAGAAGUUGCAAAGGUGAAUAUCAAAAUGUUGAUCCUAGUAAUGUUGAGUGUGUACGUGUGAAACAUGUACAGGCUUAUGAUGAGUGUACUUCAGAAAUCAAUUUUGCACACAUUUUGGAACGCCAUUGCGACGGUCUUAUCUCCCCAAAGCUGCAAACCAUGCUUGGUAAAAGAAGAGUUCUCAAUGACAACAACGACAUGCACCACCAUUUCAGAUCACCUCUUCCUGCAUUAGGCUGUCGCACUAAUGGAUAUUUGCUUUCUCACUAUUGGGCCAACGAUCCUUUUGUCCACAAAGUUCUUAACAUACGGAAGGAUCACAUAAAAUUUGUCAUGCAGCGAAGCAUAGGGGUUUGGCAGCGAUGCGACUAUGAAAUGCCUUAUGUUGCAGACCUUCGCGGCAAAACCUUCAGUACCAAAGGAUAUCCUUCUUUGAUAUACAGGUUACUUAAUGAUAUGUUGGUGCCAUUUUUGGCUACACAAGCAUGGAUAAGACUUACGAAUUACAACAUUGUUGAUGACUGGAGACCAUGGUUUGUCCAUGACCAAAUUGCAGGUUACAUAAGGACUUAUUCUAAUGAUCUUUGUUACUUAUGAACGCAGGGAGCAGGACACACAGCUCCAGAGUACAAGGGAGAAGAGUGUUUUAAUAUGUUUACAAGGUGGAUAUUUGGGGAACCAUUGUAA